CCAGCGCCAGCUCUGGUCUUCACUCUGCUACUGACCAUCACGUUACCACUCUGGGUUUCUGUUUCUUCAGUCAUGAAAUAGAACUGAGGGACCUGCUGGCCCUUGAGCAGGGGUGUUGGAAGUAGGCGUCCGGCAUUGCCCACAGUUAAUGGUGCCUUUUUUGGGGUGAACAGCCAGCUGACCCCCGGUGGUACCCGUGUCCCUGUGACAGACUGUCAAGGCUCAGGCCACCUGGACCAACUUCAUCUCAUGGAGCCUCAGGGUGAGAAGCCAGGAGAGGCUGAAGGGGUGCGCAUCACGCCCCAGCUGCUCAAGUCGCGCUCAGGCGAGUUUGCCCUGGAGUCCAUCCUGCUGCUGAAGCUGCGAGGCUUGGGGCUGGUGGACCUGGGCUGCCUGGGGGAGUGCCUGGGUCUCGAGUGGCUGGACCUGUCGGGCAACGCGCUCACCCAGCUGGGCCCCCUUGCUUCCUUGCGCCAGUUGGCUGUCCUCAAUGUCUCCAAUAAUCGGCUGACGGGGCUGGAGCCACUGGCCGCCUGUGAGAACCUACAGAGUCUCAAUGCUGCGGGCAACCUGCUGGCCACCCCUAGCCAGCUGCAGAGCCUGGCUGGCCUGCGGGGCCUGGAGUACCUGCGGCUCCGGGACCCUUUGGCCCGGCUCAGCAACCCACUCUGUGCCAGCCCCUCCUACAGGGCCGUGGUCCGAGAGCUGCUGCCAGGCCUGAAGGUCAUUGAUGGUGAGCGAGUGACUGGGCGUGGCAGUGAAUUCUACCAGCUGUGCCGGGACCUGGACUGCUCCUUGCGGCCUAGCUCCAGCCCAGGGCCUGGCACCACUGAGGCCCAGCCCUGGGUGGAGCCAGGGUACUGGGAGUCCUGGCUGACCCGGAGCAGCUCCAUCCUGGAGGAGGCCUGCCGGCAGUUCGAGGAUACACUGCAGGAGUGCCGCGACCUGGACCGCCAGGCCAGCGACAGCCUGGCUCAGGCUGAGCAGGUGCUCAGCCCUGCAGGGACUGCCUCGUCCUUUGUCUUCUAAAUGUGGCACGUGGCCGUGGGAUGGGCACAGUAUGGUCUGCUGCCCACAUCUCCCCUCUGCCUCUGCACUCGUCUUCACGGUUUCAUCACGCUGGGCUAUUUGUUUAUCCCUGUUCCUAAGAGCAGAGCCCUCCCUCUCACUCCUACCUCAAGAAAAUUCCACUCUGCGCUCUUCAGGGAAGCACCUCCCCAGCUCCUCGAGCAGGUGUGAGGGCCCGCAUUAGCAGCUGGCACCGAGGCCGCGCUGUGCCUACACUGCACGCCUGCGGGGGAAGCCACGCCUGGCUGUGCAGGCCUGAGACUUAGUGGAAGAAACUGCUUCUCCCUAAGGUUUCAGGCGGCACGGGGGUGGAGGGCCUCCCAUGCAGUGGCCCUGGAAGUGGACAUGGGCAGAGCACGGAACGUGGCAGCUGGUGUUGACCCCCUUCCAGACCCGCCUGCCCCCAGUCCUGUGUCUCUCCAGAGCCUUCACUGCUGUUCUGAUCCCUAUUAAAUAUUUUGUUUUAAUUUGCA
This is a messenger RNA of Miniopterus natalensis, 1541 nucleotides long. NCBI's taxonomy places the organism in Eukaryota, Metazoa, Chordata, Mammalia, Chiroptera, Miniopteridae. The record is from RefSeq and is a predicted model, not a curated record.